Messenger RNA from Cadophora gregata, 1099 nucleotides. RefSeq lists its product as uncharacterized. The record is from RefSeq and is a predicted model, not a curated record. Bases 508 to 999 code for a protein of 163 amino acids. The transcript has a single exon. NCBI's taxonomy places the organism in Eukaryota, Fungi, Ascomycota, Leotiomycetes, Helotiales, Ploettnerulaceae.
UGGUGGGAUAAUUCAUUAUAUGUUGUUUAUUUACUUUGUCCAUUUCUCCUUCUCUCCAUUUGUUUUUCUGUAUACUCCAAAUCAAACAUCCUCGGGUUUCACUAGUUGCUGUUCAGAUACAAGUACUAUCCGUGUCUGGAACCACUAUUUCACGAGACCGUUUUCUCAAAGAUGUCAGUUGGCGUUGCUCGAAGCUAGACGACUCAUUUGAGGUGCUGCCGUGUUAGUAGAAACCAGUCAUAAAUAUCCAUUUCCUAGCUGACACCAGCAAGAACAGCCGUCCAGUUUCACCAAGUGUAUAGCACCACAGCACUAAAGCACAUCGACACGAUCCAAAUCUAUAAUGCCGCAAAGCCCAUCCACACCCAGAUCACAAACCCAUCAAGCCCAAGACUCGUCGUGUGCAACCUAUCGAUAUUUCACAUAACGAGCCAGCCAUAUGGACAAGCAUAACUCUUCACCAUCUCCCUCAUCUCCAUCACCAUAACCGUCACCAUCUCCCCAGCGAUGGUGAAACCCAACGAUACAAUCGCCCUGAUAAUCCUCCUGCACAUCAUCCUCUGCGUCUUGAUAACAUUCUUACUCUACCGUUUAAUCAAUCGCAUACGCUCCCGCUACCCACCACCCCUUUCAAGCGGCUACAAGUCGACCGAUUCAUCGUUCUCAGGCUCGACUGAUCGUAGUGUCCCUGGUCCUCCUGGACAUCAUGGAGGACAUAUACAUGUUGUUGAGGUGCCCCUUCAGGGCGGCGGGCAUGUGAAUGUUGGCGAUGGACCACCGCGGCAGCCACCUCCACCGCCUGUCGGUGGGGGAGGAGCACAUGUUAAUGUAGGAAGUGGUGCUGGACGAGGAGGCGCUGUGAAUGUUAGGCCUGUUUCACCGCCGCCGUUGGGAGGAAGAGGUGCUGCGAAUGUUAGACCACCACCGCCGCCGCCGCAGGGAGGGAGGGGUGCUGUGAAUGUUAGACGUGGGGGAGGUGCCGUCAAUGUAAGGCAUUGAUAGUAGAAAGAGACCAGAAUACCUGGAGGCGUGCAUUGGCGAGUAGCCAGACCUUAUCUUAUUUGAGACCUUGCGAUGAGUGUAUAUAAGUCAAUUGGUA